GGAGUAUAAAUGAAAAACAUCUCAGCUGUCACCAUCUGUCAACCUCACUGCAACCAUGCUGGCUCUAGGGAUGCUUCUGGUGACUCUGCUGGCCUGCUUGAGUAUAAGGGCCUUGAUGUCUGCCUGGAGACAGAGGAAGCUCUGGGGGAAGCUGCCUCCUGGACCCACCCCACUGCCCUUCAUUGGGAACUACCUGCAGCUGGAUACAGAGAAGAUGUACAGCUGCCUCCUGAAGAUCAGCAAGCACUAUGGCCCCGUGUUCACCAUCUACAUGGGGCUUCGCCGGGUGGUGGUGCUGUGUGGAUAUGACAUAAUAAAAGAAGCUCUGGUGGAUCAAGCUGAGGAGUUUAAUGGGAGAGGCGAGCAGGCCACCUUCAACAGCUUCUUCAAUGGCUAUGGCGUGACAUUCAGUAACGGGGAGCGGUCCAAGCAACUUCGGCGUUUCUCCAUUGCCACACUGAGGGACUUUGGUGUGGGCAAGCGUGGCAUUGAGGAGCGAAUCAAGGAAGAAGCAGGAUACUUUGUCCAGACCAUUCAGGCCACACAUGGUGCCUUCAUUGAUCCCACCUUCUACCUGAGCAAAUCAGUCUCCAAUGUCAUGAAUUCCAUUGUCUUUGGAGACCGCUUUGACUAUGAGGACAAAGAGUUCCUUUCAUUGCUACAGAUGAUGACAGGAAUCAAGAAAUUUGUAGCCUCACCUCAAGGGCAGCUCUAUGAGAUGUUUUUUUCAGUGAUGAAGUACUUACCAGGACCACAGCAAGAGAUCUAUAAGGACAUGCAGAAUUUAGAGAACUAUAUGGCCAAGAAGGUGGAGAAGAACCAGCGCACACUUGAUCCCAAUGCCCCAAGGGACUUCAUUGAUUCCUUUCUCAUUCGAAUGCAACAGGAGAAGAAGAAUCCCAACACAGAGUUCAACAUGAAGAACUUGGUGAUGACCACACUGAGUCUAUUCUUUGCGGGCACAGAGACUAUCAGCUCAACUCUGCGCUUUGGCCUCUUGCUGCUGCUGAAGCACCCAGAUGUGGAGGCCAAGAUCCAUGAGGAGAUUGACCAAGUGAUUGGAAGGAACCGACAACCCCAGUUUGAGGACCGGAUGAAGAUGCCCUACACAGAGGCAGUGAUACACGAGAUCCAAAGAUUUGCAAACUUUGUUCCCAUGGGUGUGGCUCGAAGGAUCACCAAGAACACCACAUUGCGGAACUUCUUUCUUCCCAAGGACACUGAAGUGUUCCCUAUGCUGGGUACUGUGCUGACAGAUUACAAAUUCUUCUCCAACCCAGAAGAUUUCAACCCUCAGCACUUUCUGGAUGACAAGGGGCAGUUUAAAAAGAGUGAUGCUUUUGUACCCUUUUCUCUUGGAAAGCGGAACUGUUUUGGGGAAGGCCUGGCUAGAAUGGAGCUCUUUCUCUUCCUCACCAUCAUCAUGCAGAACUUCUGGUUCAAGUCCCCACAGGCAGCCCAGGAUAUCUAUGUGCCCCCGCAACCCUUGGGCUUUACCAGAAUCCUGCCAAAUUACACCAUAAGCUUCCUGCCCCGCUGAUCCAGGAAUGAGCCAUGGCUGGGCAAGUUGGUGGGGCAAGGGGAAAAGGGAGGGACCAUGGGUGGCCUAGUGGUAGGGAUGUGGCCAAGGAAACUGGCCAAUAAUCCAUGGAAAUGAAGGGUCAAGAUGGAUAAGACAAGAAGAAGAAACAGAAAAAACUUCUCACUUUGCAAAAGGUAGAGUCUUCAAACUGGGGUGAGAGAAAUGGAAACCAUACACUGUGCAAAAUGAUAAUGAUGAUGAUAAUAAUAACAGCUAUGAUUCAUUGAGCGGUA
Messenger RNA from Heterocephalus glaber (naked mole-rat), 1815 nucleotides. Its product is annotated as cytochrome P450 2A3. The record is from RefSeq and is a predicted model, not a curated record. Gene Ontology annotation, biological process: epoxygenase P450 pathway; coumarin metabolic process; xenobiotic metabolic process. Gene Ontology annotation, cellular component: cytoplasm; intracellular membrane-bounded organelle. Gene Ontology annotation, molecular function: oxidoreductase activity, acting on paired donors, with incorporation or reduction of molecular oxygen, reduced flavin or flavoprotein as one donor, and incorporation of one atom of oxygen; iron ion binding; heme binding. NCBI's taxonomy places the organism in Eukaryota, Metazoa, Chordata, Mammalia, Rodentia, Bathyergidae.